AUGGCUUCCAACGGAAAUGCUGGCCUGUCGGCCAACGACAAGAUCCAGCGUUUCGCCGCUCCCAGCCGUCCUCUGAGCCCCCUCCCCUCGCACGCCCUCUUCAACGACAAGACACGAUGCCUCGUCUACGGUCUCCAGCCCCGUGCCGUCCAGGGUAUGCUCGACUUCGACUUCAUCUGCAAGCGUAAGACGCCGUCUGUCGCCGGGAUCAUCUACACCUUUGGCGGCCAGUUCGUCAGCAAGAUGUACUGGGGUACCAGCGAGACCCUGCUGCCCGUCUACCAGCAGGUCGAGAAGGCCAUCAGCAAGCACCCCGACGUUGACGUCGUCGUCAACUUCGCCUCGUCCCGCUCCGUCUACAGCUCCACCAUGGAACUCAUGGAGCACCCUCAAGUCAAGACCAUCGCUAUCAUUGCCGAGGGUGUCCCUGAGCGUCGCGCCCGUGAGAUUGCCCACGUUGCCCAGAAGAAGGGCGUCACCAUCAUUGGCCCCGCCACCGUUGGUGGCAUCAAACCUGGAAGCUUCAAGAUUGGUAACACUGGUGGCAUGAUGGACAACAUUGUCGCCUCCAAGCUGUACCGCAAGGGUUCCGUCGGCUACGUCUCCAAGUCUGGCGGCAUGUCCAACGAGCUCAACAACAUCAUCUCCCAGACCACCGACGGCGUCUACGAGGGUGUCGCCAUCGGAGGUGACCGCUACCCCGGCACCACCUUUAUCGACCACAUGCUCCGCUACCAGGCCGACCCCGAGUGCAAGAUUCUCGUCCUCCUCGGCGAGGUCGGUGGUGUUGAGGAGUACAAGGUCAUCGAGGCCGUCAAGCAGGGCGUCAUCACCAAGCCCAUCGUUGCCUGGGCCAUUGGUACGUGUGCCAGCAUGUUCAAGACCGAGGUCCAGUUCGGCCACGCCGGCUCCUUUGCCAACUCGCAGCUCGAGACGGCCGCCACCAAGAACAAGUCGAUGCGCGACGCCGGCUUCUUCGUCCCCAACACCUUUGAGGACCUCCCCGAGACCCUCACCGAGGUCUACAACAGGCUCGUCAAGGAGGGUACCAUUGUGCCCCAGGCUGAACCCGCCGUCCCCAAGAUCCCCAUGGACUACUCGUGGGCCCAGGAGCUCGGUCUCAUCCGUAAGCCUGCCGCCUUCAUCUCCACCAUCUCGGACGACCGUGGUCAGGAGCUCCUCUACGCCGGUAUGCCCAUCUCGGACGUCUUCCGCGAGGACAUUGGCAUCGGCGGUGUCAUGUCCCUGCUCUGGUUCCGUCGCCGCCUGCCCAGCUACGCCUCCAAGUUCCUCGAGAUGGUCCUCAUGCUCACCGCCGACCACGGCCCUGCCGUGUCAGGUGCCAUGAACACCAUCAUCACCACCCGUGCCGGCAAGGACCUGAUCAGCGCCCUCGUCUCCGGUCUCCUGACGAUCGGCUCACGCUUCGGUGGCGCCCUGGACGGUGCCGCCGACGAGUUCACCAAGGCCUUUGACACGGGCCUCAGCCCCCGCGAGUUCGUCGACGGCAUGCGCAAGGCCAACAAGCUGAUACCCGGUAUCGGCCACCGCAUCAAAUCGCGCAACAACCCCGACCUGCGCGUCGAGCUGGUCAAGGAGUACGUCCUGGCCAACUUCCCCAGCCACAAGCUCCUCGACUACGCCCUGGCCGUCGAGUCGGUUACGACGUCCAAGAAGGACAACCUGAUCCUCAACGUCGACGGCUGCAUCGCCGUCUGCUUCGUCGACCUCCUCCGCAACUGCGGUGCCUUCUCGACCGAGGAGGCCGAGGACUACCUCAAGAUGGGAGUCCUCAAUGGUCUCUUCGUCCUGGGCCGCAGCAUCGGUCUGAUUGCCCACUUCCUGGACCAGAAGCGCCUGCGCACCGGCCUCUACCGUCAUCCCUGGGACGACAUCACCUACCUCCUCCCCACCCUCUCGCAGGGCCAGCCUGGCAAGGAGGGCCGUGUGGAGGUCCAGGUGUAA
Messenger RNA from Geosmithia morbida, 1965 nucleotides. Its product is annotated as ATP citrate (pro-S)-lyase. Lineage: Eukaryota; Fungi; Ascomycota; Sordariomycetes; Hypocreales; Bionectriaceae. The transcript is spliced from 2 exons. The record is from RefSeq and is a predicted model, not a curated record. The coding region runs from base 1 to 1965 and encodes 654 amino acids. Gene Ontology annotation, cellular component: cytosol. Gene Ontology annotation, biological process: fatty acid biosynthetic process; tricarboxylic acid cycle; acetyl-CoA biosynthetic process. Gene Ontology annotation, molecular function: ATP citrate synthase activity.